Messenger RNA from Cottoperca gobio, 624 nucleotides. RefSeq names its product gamma-crystallin M3-like. The transcript has 3 exons. Gene Ontology annotation, biological process: visual perception; lens development in camera-type eye. Lineage: Eukaryota; Metazoa; Chordata; Actinopteri; Perciformes; Bovichtidae. The record is from RefSeq and is a predicted model, not a curated record. Gene Ontology annotation, molecular function: structural constituent of eye lens. Bases 143 to 610 code for a protein of 155 amino acids.
CACAGGUGCGACUAACAACCUUAACGAUGGCCUCGUUAGCUGCAGUGCAGCCGUGAUCGAUGGUAUUAGUUACACCUGUGUUCAACAAGUCCCGAUCACCUUCUACGAGGAGAAGAACUUCCAGGGUCGCUCCUAUGAGUGCAUGAGCGACUGCGCUGACAUGACCUCCUACCUGAGCAAGUGUCACUCCUGCAGGGUGGAGAGCGGCUGCUUCGUGGUGUACGACCGUUCCAGCUACAUGGGAAACCAGUUCUUUGUCAAGAGGGGCGAGUACUCUGACCACAUGACUUUUGGCAUGAGUGACUCCGUCCGAUCCUGCCGCUUAAUUCCUCAGCACAGAGGCUCUUACACGAUGAGGAUCUACGAGAAGGAGAACUUCCAGGGCCAGAGUCACGAGCUGAUGGACGACUGCGACAACAUCCAGGAGCGUUACCGCAUGAGCGACAGCCAGUCCUGCAACGUGAUGGACGGACACUGGCUGAUGUACGAGCAGCCCCAGUUCAGAGGCAAGCAGAUGUACCUGAGGCCCGGGGAGUACAGGAGCAUGAGAGAAAUGGGAUUUAGCGGCAUGAGGCUCAACUCAGUCAGGCGUAUAAUGGAUUCCUGUUGAAGCAGAGAAAAAGA